AGUAGUUGUGCCGACAGAGAAAGAGAGAUCAGUCAACCGCUUAACAAAGGCUCAAUUUAUGCUAUUCCAGCACAAAUUUCCAUUAUCGUCUCUAGCUAUUCCCAGUGAUAGCGUAUCUGCCUGUUAUCUCUACGUUUUUCAUCUUCAAGUGUUGAAUAUUAAACUCAUGUGAACGUGUCUUCAUCUGGCAGACGGCAGCUUAGUUUCAGGUAUGGCUUUUCGACUCAGAGAUUAACUUCGUGUCACUUAUACUUAUAUUGUUAUAUCCUCGCUCUUGUCCCAGACAAAAACAAGCAAGAAGACCAUGUCCUCCGUAAUUCCUGGUGCCGACUUUGGGAGAUUAACACCGCCACCUGGAUGUCGGUUAGUGGCUGGCCUCUGCUUGCUCGGAUUCCUGCUCCCGACAGAGAUUUUCUCUUGCUCUCCACGCAACCUCUUCGACUACUACUGGUUCUGGACGCCAGCAACAACAACCUUUGUGCAUCAUGUACUUACUCAUAUAAAUAUCGGGCUUUUAGAGGUGGUGAAACUUCUUUAAAGCUCUAGAUUCUCUUCACGGACAUGCUUUCCGUAGUCAAGAUGUUUUUCUGUCUGUAGUAAAUUAAAUUUUGGAAUUUGAUGAAUACAAAGGCCGACUACUAUUAAAACCCCCCUGAAUAUUAGGAUCUUCUGUCGCUACUUGGCGGCAUACUGCUGGGCUGGAGGAGGUUUAUUCGUGCGGAAAAUGAGCACGGAACAGUGGCGUUAGUGCUCUGGCUAGGCUACGUCUCAUUUGUUAUUCACGGUCUGUAUUGCUUGGCGUGUAGGGUUAUCCUGGAGUACUUUAAUGCAAGGCUUUUGACAGAGCCCAUCCACGGACUAUGGCCACUGGUGUGCCUAUUGUUCACCUACGAUGCAAAGACGGACCCGUUUGCAGAGGUACAGGAAUUUUUCUCCAUCGUUUGGUUACAUUGAGAAAGCCAAAUUUUAGUUUUACAACUUGGGAAUACACCAGAAGUUCAGUCCAUGGCACAAAAGUGGUACUUCUACUUCCUGAUCCCAAGAAAUAUUUUCUGUCUGGCUAUAGGUUUAGCUGGCGGCGUCCCCAAUGAAUCAAUUCUGUCACCAGGUGAACCUGUGGCCAGUGCCUGUUUCGAUCUUACAGCGUAGCGUACCAGCGAUCGCAGUAGCCUCUUGUUGGCUUUUACACGGCGAACUUCCACUAGAUGUCGUAGUCGCGAUUGCAGUAGGCUUUUUCGUACCAGAACUGACUCUCUCAGAGUCCGCUCACGAUGCCAUAGAGUCCUAUCUAGAACGGCAACAGGCGCAGCCAGCCGUUAUGUGGCUCAGGACACAAGAUUAUGAGGACUUUCGAUACUUAGAUGGAGCUCUACCAGACCACUAGGAGAUCUAUAGUUUACCACAUAGUUCGAUAGAGGCGAAAAUGUGUAGGCUCGUUUGGCAAUAGCUGCCGAAGAUGGUCACGAUACCCGAUGGACUCGCCAUCGCCUAUUGGCUAUUUUCCUAUAUUUUUUCGAUCACGAGUGGGUAAGAAAUGUAUAGUAGUUUCUUAUUUUUCUGAUUCUUCUAUCCAAUCUCGCAACGAACCUCUGUCUUCUAAGUCAUAGGCUUCUGCACUCGAAACGCUGGCUUCAAGGCACUUCCGAAGGGAGGACUAGCGCCGCCUACACAGGCCACAGAGUUCGGCUUUGCGGGUAGCGCAGAUCUGGAGGAUCCGGGGUCCUCUUCUUCCUCAUCUUCAGCAGAUGGUUUCGGCGGCGCUGGAGAUCAGAUAGUCGGGUAUGCCAACGCGGCAUCGUCCGCGGUGCUCGGCGCAGUAUCCUCAGUGGUCGGCGAGGCAGCAUUUGGUGGAGCAACCUCGGUAUUGGACUUCACUUCGUCUGGUAACGCCACCUCUUCAAGUGGUGCUGGAAUGAGUGGAGCGUCGAAUGCGACAGGCGGUGUAGCCGGCGUAGCCGUUCCUAGCCCUGUCGCGAAUAGAGGAGGCUUGCACGGAGUAGGGAUUUCUCAGCCAGGAGAUAACGCUAGUCAACAACUUCAAGCGGGUGCUUUUGCGGAUGCAGAGUUUUUAGACGAUCCUAGAUCAAGGACAGACUUUUUAAACCCAGCACCGAACCGAAACGUAAACGAAUUUUUGACACCAUCCGCCACAGUAAAAAGUGGAGACCCGUUUCUGGCGCAGCAUCCAGUUUUUGACGAGAAUAUAAACAGCAAGGACAUCUUUGGGGACCUGGGUACAUCAGAUAACCCCUUUGACCUGUGAAAUGCGACAAGUGUUAUAUUACAGUAUCAGCGCAAUGGAUCAUCCAUUUCCAGAAAGUUGUUACAGGCUCAGAAAAUGUACCUUGGUAUCUCUCUUGUAUAUUGGCUACACUAGUAAGUGUUAGAAAGACCACACUGCGUUCGACACAAGAUCUCCUCGAGAAUACAACAGUCUUCGUGGCGUGCGGGUUGUGUUACCCUAGAGUCAAACGUCUAAC
Molecule: messenger RNA, 2480 nt
Organism: Amoebophrya sp. A25
Lineage: Eukaryota; Dinophyceae; Syndiniales; Amoebophryaceae
Source: the annotation of a GenBank genome assembly